CUGAGCCAAUUGUGAAAGCUAUUUUAGAAGCUAAAGACUUGCAGUCAUUAAGGUUAGAAGGUAACACAUUAGGAGUAGAUGCUGCAGAAGCCAUUGGUAAAGCUUUGGAAAAACGACCAGAGUUUCAGAGAGCUAGAUGGAGUGAUAUGUUUACGGGAAGGCUGCGCUCAGAAAUACCCCCAGCUUUGAGGAGUUUAGGAGGUGCAAUUAUAAGAUCAGGAGCGCAGUUGGUUGAACUUGAUCUAAGUGACAAUGCAUUUGGACCAGAUGGUGUUAAAGCAUUUAAGGAGUUACUUACAAGUACUGCAUGUUAUUCCUUACAAGAACUUAGACUAAACAACAAUGGUCUUGGUAUUGGUGGAAAGAUUUUGGCAGAAGCAUUGAUUGAAUGUCAUAAGCUGAGUACAGCAUCAGGCAAAACAUUACAACUUAAAGUGUUCAUUUGUGGUAGGAACCGAUUGGAGAACCCAUGCGCAAUAGCGCUCGCAGAAGCCUUCAAGACUUUACAAACUUUAGAAGAGGUAGCGAUGUUUCAGAAUGGAAUAAACCAUGAAGGAAUAACAGCUUUAGCACAUGGUAUAUCACUGAUGAUGAAGGGGAUGAAGACGAUGACGACGAUGAUGAUGAUUAUGAAGAUGUAGAUGAUGAUGAGGAUGAUGAUGAGGAUGAUGAAGAAGAGAAAGCGGUGGAUGUAGAGGAAGGUACAAGAAUGAAAGAUCCAGCACUGGUGGUUACAGGAACAGCAAUUACACACAAGCCAGAUGCUGGUAAAAAUCAGAAUGAUGAUUUGACAGAAACAAUGGCCAAUCUGAAAUUAUGACCCCAAGUGCACUUGACUCAGACCAAACUACACCCAAACUACACAUUUUAAAAUGACUUAUAGAGAUGUCUCUUUUGCUGAUGAUCUAAAUGCUAUACUUAAAAUUUUUAUUAUUACAUAAAAAUAUAUUGUCUUGCUCAUGAGACUAAUUGUAGCACAAUAGCAAACUAUCAAACCUAUUUUUUAGGCAAAAUCUGAAUAUAUAGUAGAAUGAGUUAACACCAAUUAUGACUAGAGCAUCUAUUAUAAACUAAACUUUAUUUUAGAAACUUUUAUCAUUCCACUUUUUUAUUCACUUCAAUCUUAUUAUUUUAUGUUUUAAAAGUGUAUGCUAAUUAUUAUGCCAAAUAUUUUCAUGUCCAAGUUGUUCUUAAUUUAUCCUUUUUAUUUUAUCAUGAACACCCAGGCAUGCCACACUCAGCCUAUUGCUUGAAUAUAGCUUGUGUUUUGUGUUUUAUUUACAACACAAAUACCAAUUUCCCAAAUAAAUUUUCCAGUUGUAAUUUUACCAAAAAUA
Molecule: messenger RNA, 1337 nt
Organism: Anneissia japonica
Lineage: Eukaryota; Metazoa; Echinodermata; Crinoidea; Comatulida; Comatulidae
Product: ran GTPase-activating protein 1-like
Biological process (GO): activation of GTPase activity; nucleocytoplasmic transport
Cellular component (GO): nucleus; perinuclear region of cytoplasm; cytosol
Molecular function (GO): small GTPase binding; GTPase activator activity
Source: RefSeq, a predicted model, not a curated record